Amoebophrya sp. A25 is the source of this 541-nucleotide messenger RNA. NCBI's taxonomy places the organism in Eukaryota, Dinophyceae, Syndiniales, Amoebophryaceae. The record is from the annotation of a GenBank genome assembly.
AGCAGGUGCAAGUCGAGGACCGCAUACUGAUGGCGUCUCCUCGAGACCACAACCUACAACUACCGACGUCCUCCCCAUGAGACCAGAAACAUCAACUGAGGGCGUUCCUGAUUUAGCUCCCGCACAAGUACCAUCCGAGCAAGAUGUCGAGAUGAGUACCACCUCCUCUGUCGUUGAGAACAUCUCGUCUUCCUCUGAGACCGCGUAUCCGCGGCCAUAUCGUGUCGUAGUGCCAGAUGAGGUGAAUGGCCCAAUCGUUCGGAUCCUGAAGUCAGCGGGUUUCCCGAUGCCGCAGGUUGCUGUGCUCUCAUGGGUUUGCAUACAAAGUGGCAUUAGCUCCAUAACACUGGCUGCGCUACUGCGGAAAGUGGUUGGACGACUGACAUCAGGGGCAGCAGCAUCGAAUUCGAAUUCGAAAUUUACAACAACAACAACAACUGGUGGCUCUAGUGCUGCUGCUCCUUCUAGCAUCUUGUCAAAACUGCGUGGACAUGUCAGGCUUUCUCCUUUCGCUUUUGGUUUGAUCCUGUACGAACUCUGG